Molecule: messenger RNA, 3151 nt
Organism: Vanessa tameamea
Lineage: Eukaryota; Metazoa; Arthropoda; Insecta; Lepidoptera; Nymphalidae
Product: SCY1-like protein 2
Exons: 6
Coding region: 142-2703 (853 amino acids)
Biological process (GO): protein phosphorylation
Molecular function (GO): ATP binding; protein kinase activity
Source: RefSeq, a predicted model, not a curated record
GGAUUGUUUCAGAUGUCAUAUUUAGUAUUGACACUGACAGUUUUUGUCACUUGUUCAUGAUCUUUUUGGCUAAUGCUACAUUUUAUCUUUUUUUGUAAUGUUUCUACUUUUCGCAAUACCUACGCGUUAAGCUAAACUAAAAUGGAAGUAUUUAACAAAUUCUAUUCGUCCGUCAGUAAUACAGUGUCACAAUUAUCAGGAGUUUUACCAGGAAAUCCAGUCACCCGAGAAUUCGAAGCGACUCAAUAUAUUGCUAGCGCUGGGCCUGGAUUAUUAUGGAAAGUUUACAAAGGUUACAAAAAAUCAACAAAGCAAGAAGCAUCAAUAUUUGUUUUUGAGAAAAAACAAUUGGAAAGAUGGUCGAAAACAGACAGAGACAUAAUGAUAGACAUUUUAAAACGUGGUAUUGUGCAACUAACGAAGUUGAGGCACCCUCAAAUACUUACAGUCCAGCACAGCUUAGAAGAGAGCAGAGAAAGUCUGGCUUUUGCAACUGAACCAGUUUUUGCAAGCUUAUCUAAUAUACUUGGAAAUACGGAGAAUAUGCCCCAACCUGUACCAAACAAUGUGAUUAACUAUAAACUUUAUGAGGUCGAAAUAAAAUAUGGCUUGAUGCAAAUAGCUGAAGGCCUAGCAUUUUUACAUAAUGAUGUCAAAUUACUCCAUCACAAUAUCUGUCCAGAAUCUAUUAUUGUAAACCAACAGGGUGCUUGGAAAAUAUUUGGUUUUGAUUUUUGUAUUGCUAAUCAAAGCAUGACUGGUUCUGCACCAUUUUGGCCUUUUACUGAAUAUUGUCAGGCUAUGCCACCCUUGACUCAGCCUGCCUUAGACUAUUUGGCACCGGAGUAUAUUUUAUCUGCCUCACAUUCCCCGGCAAGUGACAUUUACUCACUAGGUAUGUUCAUCUAUGCCAUACAUAGCACAGGUCAUCAAACAUUAGGCAACAUUGGCAAUGAUUAUGGGAAGUUUAAAAGAUUUGUAAAUGAGAUCAAAAACUUGCCACCUUCUAGAUUAUUCUGUGUAAAUGAGGGUUUGAGAGAAUUUGUUAAACUUAUGUUAAAUGCCACUCCAGAACUCAGACCUGAUCCGCAUCAAUUCUUAAAAAUUCCAUAUUUUGAAGAUGUUGGUGUUAAAACAUUAAAUUAUUUAGACUCAUUAUUUCAAUGGGACAACUUGCAAAAAUCUCAAUUUUACAAAGGCUUACCGCAAAUUAUACAAAAAAUGCCACAUCGCAUUUGCAUAUAUAGAAUUUUGCCAUGUCUCACGAAAGAAUUCGUCAACCCGCCGAUGGUUCCCUUCGUACUUCCAAAUGUUCUACUCAUAGCCGAAAACUCAACGAAAGAUGAAUACAUAAAAUAUAUCCUGCCAGUUCUAAAACCAGUGAUGCUUAUACAAGACCCAAUACAAAUAUUACUAAUAUUUAUGCAAAAAAUGGAACUGCUAUUGAAAUUGACUCCAGGAGACGAAGUAAAGAGUGAUAUUCUACCAAUGUUGUAUCGUGCAUUGGAAUCAGACGCUCAACAAAUCCAAGAGCUUUGCCUGUCGGUGCUGCCAACAUUCGCUUCACUGAUUGAUUAUCCUGCAAUGAAGAAUGCUCUAUUACCGCGUAUAAAGAAGCUGUGUAUAAGUACGAACUAUAUUUCGGUUCGUGUAAACUGUCUUUUAUGUCUUGGUAAAUUGUUGGAACAUUUGGACAAAUGGCUUGUGUUGGACGAAAUUAUUCCGUUCCUACCACAGAUACCGUCUAGAGAACCGGCUGUGCUAAUGGGAAUUUUGGGUAUUUACAAGUUAACUCUAAGUCAUAAAAAACUCGGAAUAACGAAAGAGGUUAUGGCAACGAAAGUUUUACCAUUCCUAAUACCAUUAUGUGUUGAAAAUGGGUUAACAUUGAACCAGUUUAAUGCUCUCAUUUCACUCGUGAAGCAAAUGAUCUCUAAGGUGGAGGCUGAGCAUAGGACUAAGUUGGAACAACUAAACUCCAUACAGAAUGAGUCGAACGUAAUGGAACAGGCUUUGACAUCAUCAGAGAAUCUUGUACCAGCAGCUCCUCAAACAGACAUAGAUAAAAUGUUCUCAGGGCUCGGCAUUGAUCCCUUUUCAUUUAAUAACAAACAAGAAAAGAGUGAACCGUCUGCUCUGAAUGUUAAUGAAAGUGGGUCUCUUAGUAUUGAAGACAAACAGAGAAUAGCACAGCAACAAGAAAGUGCCCGAAAGUUUUCCCGGCAGCAUCAUCCGCACGUAAUUCCUGCUCCUGUAAUCGUUCCUCCUCCACAGCUUUCCAAACCAGUCGACCUAACCAGUUCAUUACUCCAGUCCAAUUUAAACCAAUUGACAACUAGGCCUCUUCAACCAGCAUCAAGCAUAAGCCAACCAACACCAAUAGUUACACAAACUGUACCAAACUAUAAUCUCAAUGUUGGCAAUUCUUCAGCUAAUCUUGGUUAUCAAAAUAGCAGCAUCCCCUUUGAUAACCAACUCGCUUUACCUUCAAGUACAGGAUGGACUCAACCGAUGGGGAAUUUUACAAAUCCAAGCGGUAACUUUAAUAAUAAAUGGGCAAAUAAUCAAAACAACCAGAACAGUAUGAAACAAGACUGGUCAGCCUUCGAAUCUCUUUUACCUAACCAGAAUCAAAAUAGUACGAACAAUAAUAACCCCGUUAAAAAGUUGAACGCUAGUGAAAUGAUGGAUUUGUUAAGUUAAAUUGAAUUAAAUAGAUUUAUUUUAAUACAACUACAAUUACUAUGGUUAGUCUAUAUUCAUACGGCGCUAAUAAUAAUUACACAGUUAAAAGUAUAAAAGUCAGACAGGAGCUAAUGUAAAAAAAUAACUUCUAAUAAGCCAUAUGAAAUUAAAAAUUAUUGUCAAAACAAUUUCUACACCAAGUUUAACAACUUUGUAUAUUACACAGUACAUAAUCUAAGUACAUAGUUCAUUCGAAAUCAAGAAUCAAUCAAAUCUGAAUAUGUAAAUAUUUGAACUUUUUGUUUAAUCUAGUAUGUAAAUUGGCAUUUAAUUUUUAUUUAUUUUUGAUACAUCACGAAGCUUGGAUAGAUUAUUUGAGUCCUUAAUAUGUAUACAAAUCUGUACGCAGUGCCAUUAUAAUCGAAUUUUAUAGUUAUUUUUUAAAGUAGAUUAUAGUGGGUUUUAU